GCGGACAAAGCGGCGGGAGCCGCGGGGCGCGGCGAUGGCCGCGGCCGGGCAGGAGGAGUACGCGUACCUCUACAAGGACUCCGCGCACCCCGCCGGCUUCUUGGAGGCGUUCCGGGACUUCUACCUGCACGGGCUGUUCACCGACAUCACCCUGCAGUGCGCUUCGGGGGUCAUCUUCCACUGCCACAGAGCUGCCCUGGCAGCCUGCAGCAGUUAUUUUAAAGCCAUGUUCACAACCGAUAUGAAAGAAAAAUCCAAAAACCAGAUCAGCCUUCCCGAGCUCAGCCAUGCAGUACUGGAAGCUCUCGUGAAUUACGCAUACACAUCACAGAUCCAGAUAACAAAGAGGAAUGUUCAAAGCCUACUCCAGGCUGCAGACCUGCUCCAGUUCGUGUCAGUAAAGAAAGCCUGUGAGCAGUUUCUGGUAAGACACUUAGAUACUGACAACUGCAUUGGGAUGCACUCCUUUGCUGAAUAUCAUGAUUGCUCGGAGCUGGAGAAAGAGUCCAGAAGGAUACUGUUAUGGCAGUUUGAAGAAGUAUGGAAGCAGGAAGAGUUUCUGGACAUUGGCAAGGAGAAGCUCUCUUAUAUUCUCUCCAGGGAGAAUCUCAAUGUUCAGAAAGAAGAGGCAGCCAUUGAAGCUGUCAUUAAGUGGGUGGCACACAACGUGGAAGGAAGAAUUGAAGACAUCUGUGAAGUGCUGAGCUGCAUCAAAUUAGACUUAGAUAUUGUGUAUUUGAGGUCAGCUUUAAGCCUGCAAAAAAAAUGCCGACUCAAUGACAGUAAGAUAAGGUCACUCAUAUAUAAUGCCCUGAACCUCAAUCCCAAAGGUCUUUCCAGAAGAUCCACAGCAGCCAUGUAUGUAAUUGGAGGCUAUUAUUGGCAUCCCUUAUCUGAAGUUCACGUUUGGGAUCCUUUAACCGACGCAUGGGUCCAGGGAACAGAGAUGCCAGAUCACACCAGAGAGAGCUAUGGGGUGACUAGUUUGGGACCAGACAUAUAUGUGACAGGAGGUUACAGAACAGAGAGUAUUGAAGCUCUUGACACCGUGUGGAUAUAUAACAGCGAGAGAGAUGAAUGGACAGAAGGCAGCCCCAUGCUCGACGCCAGGUAUUACCACUGCGCUGUUUCCUUGAGUGGCUGCAUUUAUGCAUUGGGAGGGUACCGAAAGGGAGCUCCAGUCCAAGAAGCUGAGUUUUAUGAUCCUUUAAUACAGAAAUGGCUUCCCAUUGCAAACAUGAUCAAAGGAGUUGGAAAUGCCACUGCCUGUGUCCUGCAUGAAGUCAUCUAUGUCGCUGGAGGUCACUAUGGGUACAGGGGAAGCUGCACCUACGAUAAAAUCCAGAGAUACCAUUCAGGUAGCAAUGAGUGGAGUAUAGUCACCACAAGUCCACAUCCAGAAUAUGGAUUGUGUUCAAUUACAUUACAAAACAAGAUCUAUUUUGUGGGUGGACAGACCACGAUCACUGACUGCUAUGACCCAGAGCAAAAUGAGUGGAAGCAGAUGGCUCACAUGAUGGAGAGAAGGAUGGAGUGUGGCACGGUGGUUAUGAACGGAUGCAUCUAUGUAACAGGAGGAUAUUCCUAUUCAAAAGGAACAUACCUGCAGAGCAUUGAGAAAUACGACCCUGAACUGAACAAAUGGGAAGCAGUAGGUAAUCUUCCCAGUGCUAUGCGGUCACAUGGCUGUGUCUGUGUGUAUAAUGUAUAAGCAUUUCAUUUACAUCUUGCUGUUACAGAAAGCAGCAGAUGCACUAUUCAAAACAGUACUGAUUACCUCAUGAGGGGUUGUCUAAUACAAUCACUUAGUGCACGUUGUUAAUAACUAGAUAUAAUUUGUUCUCACUUGAAACAACUCAGAAGCAUAAAUGUGGUAACAAGAUUUCCAUAUAUUUUUCAGUCCAAUCAUUCUUUGUCAUGGAAGUUCUCAAACUGCUCUCUUAUAAUACUUUGUACAGCAACAUAGGAACUACUGUGAAAAAUGGAUUUGUUUUUGUUAAUCACUGGAUGAAACUAUGACUUGGUGCUAAGAUGAGAAAAGCCAAACAAAAUACAGUUCUAAGGACUACUGACCUUAAGAUGAAAUUUUUGUAUUCUGAAGGUAGCUGUAGAAAUGGAUCAUUGACACAAGCUAUGUGUAUGGUAUAUGCAGAGCAAUAUCACUGGGAUAACUAGGUUAUCAGAUUCAGAAAUGGGCAUUUACAGGAUGCCUCUACCUUCAAGUGCCAGAGCAAAGAAGAGCUUAGGCUAGGAAUGAGGGAAGAAAUGUUGGUAGUAGCCCCAGAGCACAGGCAAAAAGCAUGCUCUAGUUUUCCAGAAGGAGAAGUAAAAGGGCAUUUCUCUCUGCCAUUCUCACACUCUCUUUGACAUUGCCAACGACAAAUUAAAAAAUACUCUGCAAGGCUUUGCAAUGGGAUCUUUGGCUGAUGCACAGGUAUUUGUAGUUUGGGUGUUUUCGUGGGGGGAGGGCUGUUCAGAGAAAAGCCUUAAUGUGUUAACUCUUUUUUAAUAUCAAUUCAAGAUGUGUGCCUGUGUGGAAUGGAAGGAGGAAAUGAGAGAGACUGGAAAAUUAACAUCUGCCUGAGCUUCAAACUUCUCUAUUUUGUUUACUACCAUUUUAUCUUUCUUAAACUGUAUCUUGAGCGAAGGUAACAACUUAAGAAACUUGUCAAAGUGUGUUAUGCAUGAAGAAAAACAUGAUCUAUGGGAUUGAUUUAUUUAUUAUUUCUCUCAAAACUUAAUAUGAGAUUUUCAAAUUAUGUGUAGAAAGUAGAUUUUUGUAAAGUGAUUUACAGACAAACAGAUCACACUCUGUGGCUUGACAGUGGUGAUCCAAAUGAAGAAGGCUCUUUUAGCACUGAUCCCCUAGUCCAGUUUAUAAAAUGAAUGCAGAAACAGCUGUUGGACAUUGCUGUGAGAGGCGAGGACAACACAGGGCUGCCAUAGGGUGUGGUGGGAAUUUCCAACACCAGCACUGCUAUCUAAAAAGAAAUGUAGGUUUUAUUGGAUUUCUCACAGGACUUUUCCAAGCAGUAAGCUCUGAGUUUAUAAUAUUUCUUUUGCUUGAUCAUAAGCAUGUUUAGCUUUUUCUAAAAAUUCUUUCACAUUUUUAUGCUGUUUCUGACUUGCAUUUGACUGCUGGUAGCAGGUGGCACUCACCUCUGGCUUUGAUGUGAAGUUCUGUGGUGUAUAUGUACAGUUAUUUUUCUGAUAUUUUCAUAUGUUGCCCCACUAUGUCAGAAGCUUGUGUUCAGUGUUUUGCUUUGUUACCCAUCUCACUGAGAACUAUUUAGGGAUCAGAAGUAACUUGUUUAAAGGCUCUAAAGAGGGGUGGAGAAUUGAACUGCAAGGCUCUAUAAAAUGUGUGGGCCAAGCAGAUGAGCAAGAGAUAAAAUGAAUUUGUUUUUCCUGGAAAUCUCCACAGAUGACAGUUGUUCAAGUGUGAGUGGAGAUUGAAAGGAUAACAUCAAGAGAAUGUGAAGGUGAUCUUUGUAUUGAAUGAAACCACAUUGAACUCAACAUGUUUAUGUAAUUUUUCAGUGCAAAUUAUGUACCUGUGAAGCUUCAUGUUUGUUGAAAACAGCUGCUUGUGGCUGGCCUUGAGGUUCAUUCUGGCCUGUAUCCUGUCACCAACAAUCAUGAGUCAGUGAA
Lonchura striata (white-rumped munia) is the source of this 3651-nucleotide messenger RNA. It is a transcript of the gene KLHL23, whose product is annotated as kelch like family member 23. Gene Ontology annotation, molecular function: protein binding. NCBI's taxonomy places the organism in Eukaryota, Metazoa, Chordata, Aves, Passeriformes, Estrildidae. The record is from RefSeq and is a predicted model, not a curated record.